GUAAUUUUUUACUCUAUGUCAAACGGAUUAAGUUUCGAACGGUAUGGUAAGAAGAACAACUUUGAAGCAAAUAUGGAUUAAUCAGGGGUGAAACUUGUAACUUCUAUCAUGGAGCGGAGAAAGAGGAGACGCUUGACGGAAUGGCCCGCGCUUUGGCUCGCCUUUUCCUCCCUAUCGUGCUUUUCCAGUGCGAUGGCUGAGCUCAGGUAUUCUGUACCCGAAGAGCUAAAACCGGGCUCUUUAGUCGGGAACAUAGCCAAAGACUUGACGCUUAGUGUUCAGAGGAUUAACCAGAGGAACGUGCGCGUUAUUUCGAACCCCAGUGCGCAGUAUUUCGAGAUCAACUCGGAUAGCGGUGCCUUAGUAAUUAGAGAGAGGAUAGACAGGGAGCACAUGUGUGGAUUGGAAUUAACGUGUUCUUUACACCUUCAAAUAGUUCUUCAGAACCCUUUAGAGAUGCAUGGAGUCCUAGUAGAGAUAAUAGACGUGAACGACAACUCGCCACAAUUCCCGGCUCGCAACUCGACGCUUGAGAUUUCAGAAGCGGCCGCGCCGGGAACCCGGUUACGCCUGGAGAGCGCGCGCGAUCCAGACGUGGGCGUCAAUUCGUUGCGCGCGUAUCGACUCGAGCCGAACGACUAUUUUCAAUUAAACGUCGAAACCAAAAGUGACGGCAGCAAGUUUCCUGAACUAGUACUGGACAAAGCACUAGAUCGUGAGAUGCGCUCCGGAUUUCGGCUCUUGCUGACUGCUGUGGACGGCGGACAGCCUGAGAAAUCCGGUACCACUCUACUGUUGAUUACAGUUUUGGAUGUUAAUGAUAACGCACCGGCAUUUGAUGAGCCCGUGAAGCGAGUCACCCUUUUGGAGAACUCUCCAAUCGGGACAGUCGUGGCCAAACUAAACGCCACUGAUGUAGACUCAGGAUCAAACGGAGACAUAUCUUUCCUAUUUAGCAAAUACACACCAGAUAGGAUUCUCAAUCUGUUCAGUGUUGAUGCUAAAACGGGAGAAAUCCACGUUAAAGGAGAGGUGGAUUAUGAACAGGGUAAUGUUUAUGACCUCACAGUUCAGGCCAGGGAUGGCGGAUCCCCCGCUAUGGAGGGCUCCUGUCACAUCAAAGUGGAAAUAAUAGAUGUAAACGACAACACGCCAGAAGUGACCUUAACCUCCCUAACCAAUCAAAUUAGUGAGGAUGCCGAAACAGGCACUGUUAUUGCUUUAAUCAGUGCACGAGACUUAGACUCAGAUAAAAAUGGACAAGUGACUUUAAAAGUAUCUCCUGGUCUGCCAUUUAUCCUAAAAUCUGCUUUCAGUGAGCAUUACACUCUUGUCACAGACGGCCCAUUGGACCGAGAAAGCGUCCCUGAGUACACUGUGGUUUUGACUGCCACAGAUGGAGGCUCUCCUCCUUUGUCUUCUCAAAAGAAAUUUACAGUUAGUCUUUCUGAUGUAAAUGAUAAUGCUCCUGUUUUUUCUCAACCCUCCUACUCUGUUGACAUUGAGGAGAAUAAUGCCCACAGUGCUUUAAUAGUGACCGUCUCAGCAUCAGACUCAGAUUUAGGUGACAACGCCCGUCUUUCCUACUCAAUCUUACCGACUAUCAUCAAUGGUAGCCCUGUUUCUUCUUAUGUCUACAUCAACCCGGAAAAUGGAAACAUCUUCACAAUGAGAGCAUUGGACUAUGAGCAGAUGAAUGCAUUUAAGAUUGAAGUGCAGGUGCAGGACAGUGGAAGCCCACCACGUAGCUCCAAUGUCACUGUCCAUGUCUUUGUCAUCGACCAAAAUGACAACCCACCUGUUAUCCUUUACCCCUCUAGCUCAAAGGACUCAGGCCUACUGCUGAACGUGCCUCGCUCUGCGCCUGUUGGCCAUCUUGUAAGUAAGAUAGUUGGUUAUGACCCUGACAGUGGGCACAACGCAUGGCUGUUUUACAGCAUUGCACCAGGUGAGGAUGCUGCAUAUUUCCGUAUAGGAGUUCACACUGGUGAGCUCCGCACUAUGAGAAAACUGAUUGAAGAUGAGUCAAGUGGCCGGGAGCGCUACAGUUUUGUGGUCGUCGUGCAGGAUAAUGGACAGCCUCACCAGUCUACCAGUGUCUCUAUUAUUGUCAACUUAGAGGAGAAAAGUUCAGAGACAGCCAUAGACUCUGACAGAACUAUCUUUCCUCUUAAAAGUGGUGAAAUUCCGGAUAUUAGCCUGUACCUCAUAAUAGCACUGGGCUGUGUGACUCUGGUCUUUCUCAUUACCAUUGUGGUGUUGCUGGUGCGGUGCCUCAGACAUAAAGAUGACCUGGCAUGCUGCUAUUCAAGGAAGGACUUUCGCUCCCGCCAUGCUUAUCAGCAACGUUCUCAUAAGGACCUACACCUCCAGCUGAACACAGAUGGGCCUAUCCGGUACAUGGAGGUGGUGGGGGGCCCUCAGGAGCCCCACACACGCACAUACAGGCCCUACUACUCAACAAUAUCUAGUAGGAGUGACUUUGUGUUUGUUAAGACUCCACUCCUGAGCCAUAACAACACAUUGAAUAUGACCCUAACCAGGAAGCACUUAAUGGACUCAACCAAUGAGCAAAACCCCCCAAACGCUGACUGGCGUUUCAACCAGAACCAGAGACCUGGACCCAGUGGAGCGGGUGCUGGUCCGGAGGUUGCCAUGGCAACUGGACCCUGGCCAAACCCCCCAAGUGAAGCUGAGCAGUUCCAGGCCCUAAUGGCUGCUGCAAAUGAAGUGAGUGAGGCGACCAACACUUUAGGUCCUGGCACCAUGGGCCUGAGCACCCGCUAUGGCCCCCAAUUCACCCUGCAGCAUGUCCCUGACUAUCGGCAGAACGUCUACAUCCCAGGCAGCACCGCCACACUCACCGCUAACCAACAGCAGCAGCAACAGCAACAGCAGCUACUGCAGCAGGCCCUGCCUUCUCCCCAGGUGCCCAUUGCCCAGGAUGAGCUUUCUAAAGCUGCUGGAACACCGGCAAGCAAGAAAAAGACAGCCAAGAAGGAGAAGAAGUAAAUUUGAGGUUGGAUUAGCAGCUAAUUUGCUUUUAGGAUCAGGUUUGGUGAGUGUAAUGAAGAAGAAAGAUGUGUUAGGGAAGGACAUGUGUAAGCUUUAGGGAACCUAGCUUUGCUGGAUUUCUUGACUAGGAAUGGUAAAAUAACAACUUUUGUGAUGAAUAUGAGAGAUUUCAUUGUAUCGGUUUGCACCAACAGCUGAACAAUUGUCUUGUUUUAUUCAACUCCUGAAACUGGUGGGUGUGUCACUUGUUUAUAUCACAGCACUCAGAUGUAUGUAAAAUAAGCACAUGUGGCUAAAAUGACCGUUUAUUUUACAUGGGGAAAAAGAUUGUUUUUAUUUCUCAUUCAGCAGAAUAAUCUGAAAUUUGGGAGAGUAAACUCAAGCUGUUUCAUUUAAUUUUUUACAUGUAAUUAUUAAAGACAGAUCUUUUUACAUAUAUCUAGUCAUUGCAGUAUGUAAUAGCUUAUUUUCUUCACAGUGACAUGACGCAAUGAGAGGUUAAUAACCUUUGGCAAUGAUUAUGACAGUGGCUGCAUUGAUUAUGCAUGUGAUCAAGUAUCACAAUAAUGUGCUCGCUUUUUAGAGAGAUUAUAUUUUGUGCUGCAUUUUCUGGUCUCAUCCAGAAAGAAUGGUGUUACAGGUUUUGUAAUAUUUUUUUGUGUUUGGAUUUUUUCAUGAUAAUAAAAAAUACUUAUUGAUGUGUUUAGGUUACCACUAUUGAUCAUUCACAGAUGACACAUGGUUCAUUAUGGAGGAUUUUUUAGGGGUGGGGGGUUUGUGGGGUGUUCAGUAAAAAAGAAACAGUAAAUAUUUCAGCAUGACAAUUCUAUCUAAAUGUUGUAUAAAGAGCUAUGCUUGACAGAAUGCUAUCAACUCCAUUUGCAAACUUAAUUGACUGCAGUAUCUGUUUUGGGCUUUUAGUUAGUCAUGAUUCUUUUUGUAAUAACUGAUGAUAUAAUGUGCUUUUUCUUGCAGUUGUAGCUUUUAGCUCAGUUUUACACGUCUCAAAAGACAAAAUCUGACUUGCGUAGUAAACAGAGAACUAUAAAGCCAACCUAAACCAAAAAGCUCUGAUUCAGAAGUAUUUUACAUCCAAAACAACUGAGAGUGAUUAAAACAGUAAAACCUGCAUUUUGCAGACACUUCAUAAACACAUCUCUAGAACUAUAAUCAGCAAAAUGUGAUGAUUUUUCUUCCCUGUUCAGCUUUUUUUGUUCUAUACCUUUUUCACUAACAGAAUACAGCCAUCACAGGGAUGGAUAAGCUCAAAAACCCAACCAUCAUACAAAUUACAUUUGACUCAUGGGCCUCGUGCUGGAAUGUGAUGCCUAAUUUGUUUUUUUAGUAAAAUGGAGAAAAUCAAAAUAAAACACAGACGUAGUAAUUUAGAACAUAAAGUCCAAACUAACUUCACUGUAAAUAAAAGAGAUUUAAAAUAAUGACACAAGUAGUCUAACCUGUGAUGUUUGUGCAUAUAUUUGUAUGUUUUACUGUCCCUUUCCUCUCUGAUUACCUUUAAAUAAAUAAACACAAUCUUUAUCUUCUGUAAUCUCACUUUUUCUUUUGGGAUUUCUACUGUGUAUAUGUAAAGAUGACUUCUUACUGUCUGUAUGAAGAAAGAAAUAUAAAUACUAUCUAUGUGUGUGUGUCUGGCAAAGCUGUAAUGCUCUGUACCUGCUUUAACAUCUUUCUUAUAAAAUUCUAAUAAACCCACCUGCUCUUCAGUGUUACUCUUAUUUCAUAUGCUAAUAUUUAUAUUGCUCUUUUGUUUCUUUAACACUGACAUUUCAAAUAAAAGGUUCAAAUUAAAUAAA
Molecule: messenger RNA, 4829 nt
Organism: Trichomycterus rosablanca
Lineage: Eukaryota; Metazoa; Chordata; Actinopteri; Siluriformes; Trichomycteridae
Product: protocadherin gamma-A4-like
Exons: 4
Coding region: 109-3012 (967 amino acids)
Biological process (GO): homophilic cell-cell adhesion
Cellular component (GO): plasma membrane
Molecular function (GO): calcium ion binding
Source: RefSeq, a predicted model, not a curated record